GCUGUACAGUGGUGACUUUUUUCUUUUUCUCUCAAGUUCUCCACUCUGAAAGGAUGCGGGGUUUUUUGCUGCUUGCUUUGUCCCUGGUUACCACCGCUCACACAGAAUUCUGCAGGCCAGAUUCACAGAAUGCUUUCAAAGUGCGGCUUAGCAUCAAAACAGCUUUGGGAGAUAAUGCAUAUGCCUGGGAUGCAAGUGAAGAAUACCUUUUCAAAGCAAUGGUGGCUUUUGCAAUGAGAAGAUACUCCAGCCAGAAGACAACUCAAAUUUCCAAUGUGUUACUUUGUAAUGUAACAGAUCGGGUGUCAUUUUGGUUUGUGGUCACGGACUCAUCCAAAAAUGCAACAACUGUUCCCAGAGGCGAGGUUGAGGCAGCCAUAAGGAUGACCAGAAACAGGAUCAAUAAUGCCUUCUUACUGAAUGACAAAACAAUGCAGUUCUUGAAGAUUUCCUCAACCUUACCACCACCCACUGAAUCCUCUGUACCUAUCUGGCUUGUCGUAUUUGGUGUUGUCCUUUGCCUCAUCGUGGCAGGAAUUCUUUUCCUCAUAGUAUCAGGGAUCCAACAACGCAAAAAAAAGAAUAAGGAGCCUGCAGAGACAAAGAAUUUAGAAGAGAAAUGUGAAGUAACUGUAACAAUAGAAAAUGGGAUGCCCUGUGAUACGCUGAAUUUAAAAACUGGCCAGAUUAACGGAGGCUAUGAAGCUGAUGAUGAACGGUUCACACCUCUAUGAAAUGUUACUUUGUACAUUUGGCUUCUUUUAAAGACUGUACACCCCCUUCAUCUUGUCACUAGAGCUGAACAUCAACUACCAAGAGCAGCAGAAUGCAUCCUUUCACUAUAGGAAGGAAGUUUUCUUUGAUAACACACACAUACACAGAUGCACGUAAUCAAACAUUACACGUUGUUUGGCCACAAUACAGAGUUACUGUUUCUGGGCACAGCAGCUCAGAAGACCAUGAAAUACUGUCCAAAGUUUACCAUGGAAUGGGACUGAAGCCUGAUUUAUGCCCCAUGUUUUGAUAUUAGAGAUUAUUCAAAUAUGUCAUUAUGAUUUGUUCAUUGUUUUCCUACCCUGGAAUAAAUGUGAACCGUGCUGCUCUUC
Molecule: messenger RNA, 1106 nt
Organism: Alligator mississippiensis (American alligator)
Lineage: Eukaryota; Metazoa; Chordata; Crocodylia; Alligatoridae
Gene: CLTRN
Product: collectrin, amino acid transport regulator
Exons: 6
Coding region: 54-734 (226 amino acids)
Source: RefSeq, a predicted model, not a curated record